This is a messenger RNA of Hemiscyllium ocellatum (epaulette shark), 4374 nucleotides long. RefSeq names its product mitochondrial transcription rescue factor 1 (gene mtres1). The record is from RefSeq and is a predicted model, not a curated record. Lineage: Eukaryota; Metazoa; Chordata; Chondrichthyes; Orectolobiformes; Hemiscylliidae. The coding region runs from base 99 to 785 and encodes 228 amino acids. The transcript has 4 exons.
UCUCCCUGCAGAGGAGCUUGUGAGUCAGGCACUUAUACUGGGAAGCUCAUCUUGCCUGCUUCGUGCCGUGGUGCACUCGCCGUGCAGUUGAGGGCAGCAUGAACAGCUUGAUUUCUACGACACGUGUUCUGAAGAGCUUAAGCACUUGUAGGAUCUUUUGGAUAAAGUAUGCAUCACCUGAGCUGUAUGGAGCAUGGAAUGUGAGAGCGGCCAAAAGGAACCUUUAUCUGAAACUCAACGUCAUUGAGCUCAAAUCCCAAAGACACUGUGAGUUGCUGGCAGUGCAGCAAAAACCUCUGCUUGUAGGUGUGCGAUGUAAAAGCAGCAAAAGCUCAAAGAAGGGCAAAAGACGAAUGUUACAAGAGGAAUCGGAUGAAGAAGAGGAUGAUCCUGAGAAAAGUGACUAUGAGGAUGAAGUGGCGGAGGAGGAAGAUGAUGACACCCAGCCGAAAGCUUACAAAGAUCUUGAGAAAGUAGUAUCAUCUUUCAGAUUCGACCUCAUCAUGAAAGCUGGUCUGGAUAUAGCGAGGAACAAAGUAGAAGAUUCCUUUUAUAGCAACAAGCUGAGACUGAACGGAGAGAAGUUACUGAAGAAAAGUAAAGUGGUGAAAGAGGGUGAUGUUCUGGAUCAUCUGAUUGGGGAGGAUAAGGAAGCUGAAACCGUAACUGUCAUGAGGGUGAUGGUUCGGAAAAUUGCUGAGGAUAAAACGAAUACAGAGAAACACAGAGUGAUCUUGAGACGCUGGAAAAACCUGCAGCUGCCCAGAGCAGAAGUGUUCAAAUAAGAUUACAGUGUCCAGCUGGAGGAGGGCUGAUGCAGUCUGACUGGGAGAUGAGAUGCUGUCACUGAUCAAACACAAAGCUCCAACAUCACAGCAAUUGACGUGGCAGCUUUUCUCACUGUUUGUCAUGACAGCAUGAGACAUUGACAGCAGUUUGCAUUUAUGUCGUGUUCGUCACACAAUGAACAUUUCGAAAUGUUUCACAACGGGACACAUUGAUAGCAGAAAGUAAAGGAAGGCGUUCUGCUCACGAGCUAAAGGAGAAACCAGAGAGGUUAUUUUUCGAAAGGCUUUUCAAAGAUCACAAAGGAGGUUUUGGAAGAGAAUUCCAGCAAUCAAAUAAUCUGAAAGAUCAGCCUCAGGUGGUGGUGUGGAGGGAAUGUCGGGCAAAAAUAGUAAGCUGGAGACUGAACGAGCUGGGGUGGGAGCCGGUUAGGGUGAGGGAAGGUCAGCCGGAUGAAGCAAGGCCUUAGUGCUGUUUGUAAAUAAGAGCCAGGAUCUUGAAAGGCAGCUGAGCUGGAGGGACCAGGGAGAGUAAUUGUGCUGCACUUUGGAUGAGAAUGUGAACUGCUGAAUCUUUGCUUUGUUCAAAUUUGAAUGAAUAGAGGGGCAGAUGAGAAGCAUGAACAAUUGAGAGUGCAGAAACAGGCUAUUCAGCCCAUCAUGACUGUGCAGUGCUUUUCCCCAUUUGUUAUUUCAUCUAAACUCACCCUAAUACAGCAAUCAUUUUGUUAACUGGAACUUAUGGGACCAGAAGUGUGCCACUUGAUCAAGUGGUCCAUACAAUCAAUUAAAAACACACAUUAAGUAAUAGAAGUGUACUGUAGGGGGUAUGCACAUCACUGUUAUACUUUAUUUACAGCGUAAGUCACUUAAAUAACAAUGUAACUUUAUCUUAAAUAAAACUUAUUGGCAGACAGCCUUCUCACUCACACCCUCAACUGAUUACUUGGACAUUGCAGAGAUUGUGAUAAUGUAGUAAACUCUGUGGUAUUUGAGGUAUAUCAUUUUUUGCUGGUUUAGUGAGAGUGCUGGUUCGUAAGGUACGGGUUAAAUCAAAGUUUGCUGUAUAUUUUUAAUGUUGCUGUUUAUCAGCAAUAUUCCCUUUUAAAUGUAUUUAUGGAUUAAAUUUACAACAUUUUCUUGCAUAAAAUUCCAAAUGCCAGCUACCUGGUGUAUGGAUGAAAAAUCGUUUCAGGACAUCCACUUUCGUCCUUUUCGAACACUGAAAAUGUGAGUCUCAUCUUCAGCUCUAUUUCUGUCUUAUAAUGUUAUCACUAUUUAUGCUAUUACAGACCUUCAAGAACACGAAGAUUCCUAUCAGACUGUUCCAUAAUCUCCUAAAACCAACCUUAGCCUUUAGCAUCUCUCUUUGUAACUUUGAUCCCUGGUGAUGUACCACAAUGAUCUUUAACAUAAUACAGUGAUGGGAUGGAAUAUUGGCAGUAAUUGGGAGAGUUGGGCUUUUUCUCCUGCACCUACUGUCUGACCUAAUCCCAGCAUGCACUGUUGCUGCAGUUUACUCAUCACCCAAGCUCAAGAAAACCUUUUGGCUUACAGCAGAUGGACACAUUCCUUUGGCAGCUAUUUCAAUACAUUUAUAUUAAGUUGAUGGAUGCCUUGGUUAAAGUAACAGAAAAAUAUAGGAGUGAGUUAAGCACCUGACAACAUUUUUUUUCAGCUGCAGUCAUUUCUUGACCAUUCGAUACUGUGGUGUCUGUCAGUGAUUUGACUGUCACUCCUGCCUGCUGCUAGUUGGAACAUGGAUGGACAACAGCAGUCCAGGGGCGUUUUCUCUCAGAGGUUGUUACCUCUGCUGCAGGCCAGCAGCCAGCCUUGAGUCAGUCAGCAGCUCUCCCAAAACAAGAUGGACAGGCAGUGUGCUGUAUGGGGAAUCCUGGGUGCCUGACAUCUAGGCUACAGUGCAUUUCCCAGGCACCUGUUUUAGCAUUUUACGGGCGCUCAUUGUACUGAUAAAAGCAAGAGCGCUUUGUGUCAUAAUUAUUAAAUUGUUAACUCCAAGACUUCAAUUGAAGUCAAUUGAAUUCAGUUCUUCAGCUGAAAGCAUUCCCAGGGCUCUAAUUAGAAUGAUCUAUGUCAGCUAGUAUAGCAAGGAUUUGCAUUUCCAUCCCAAACUCCCCCAGGGCAGCCUCGCUGAUCUCUUGGAGAUCACAGGGCAACCGAGUCCCAGUUUGUCUCUCCUGAAUUACUCUUGAUGUUUCAGGCACUGUUUGAUUUCCCCUUGGUCACAUUGUUAAAUACUGAUUGCAGGGCAGCACUCUAACAUGAGACAUGGAGGCAGUGUUGUCAUCUUGAGCAGUACCAAGGCUAUAAUCUCACGGUAGGUUUCAAAUAACUAAAUAAACCAGGAUAAAUCCUUAAGAUUUUAGGAUCAUUCCCAGCACAUCGAGGGCUGAAAGGCAUGUUGUGCACUAAUGUUCUAUGUACAACGUUGAAAUUAUUUCGGUCUCACCCAAAAUGUGUACCCACUCUUUCCCCACCAUGUUUGGUAUCUUUCAGUUCUGGUACAAUUUUAGCUAUAAUUAAGUGAGUUUCUUGCACCACAUCUUGUACAGGUUUCUUGUGGACAAAGCAUUUAACUAAUUAAACUCAUCAACAUGACAUUUGACAUUUUGGGGGCUAGAGACUGUGUGAGGUGCAGUUUCACCUGACAGUGGAUCACAAAGUGAUCCAGGACACUGGAUCUUUGCUGCUAUGGGAUUCGGCCACAUUUCAACACAAAAGCACGCACCUUAAAAAUAUUUAAGGUGCACUCUUUUCUUUCAGCCAUUUGAAAAUUGUGAGAAACUCCAAAAAUAUUGUACUGGCACAGGAAUCAACAUAUCCAUCUUUACCCUGUACUGUACCUUUGAAACAAUGCUUUUUUUGAAAAAAAAGUUAAUAACUCCUGUAAUUCACCCAGGUGUAGACUUCACUAAUGAAGAGCACAUGCACCUUGUUGCCAUUAAAUGCCAGGCCCGUGCAGUUCACCUGCAGGAUCAGUUAUUGUGCUGUAGACCUGAUAAGAUAGCAUACCCUGUGACCAAAGAUUAUGGAGCAAAAUGGGUAAUUGGAUCUUAAGUACAGGUUAAAUGUGAUCUGAUAGGAUCUGUUUGGAGAACUGAAUAGCAUUCUUCUGUAACCAAGGUGUAAUCUGCCAUAUGUCAGAGUGUAGUGCACCUCCAGUAAACUCUAGGCACUACACUUUGUUACACUUGUAAAGCUAUAUUUUUAAAGCAACAAAAAGCCAAUUGAUCUGGAGCCUAAGGAUAACAAGUAUUUCCAACUGAUCUCAACAGAUGUUUCAAGCUCCCUCUAUUAAGAGCAGAAAUUUUUAAAAAGCUGCAGAAUUCUUGUGAUCAGUGAUAUAUUUUGCAGACUAAUGUGCUGUAUGUUCUUGAUACAGAGGAAUUUGUUCUAUGGUGAGAUGCUACAUAUUAGCUAAUAAUUAUCACAACUGCAAACAGUGCAGUGCUGACAAAUUCUAACAUACAGUAGUGAACACAAUAUCACUAUGUUAUGGUUCCUUACCUCUGAAGUGUUUAUUCUUGAUGUAUGUCAUUAUAGAAAUAAAGAUUAUUUUUAACACCUA